Messenger RNA from Chondrus crispus (carragheen), 2295 nucleotides. Its product is annotated as Methionine synthase reductase MTRR. Gene Ontology annotation, cellular component: cytosol. Gene Ontology annotation, molecular function: flavin adenine dinucleotide binding; FMN binding; [methionine synthase] reductase (NADPH) activity. The coding region runs from base 1 to 1938 and encodes 645 amino acids. The record is from RefSeq and is a predicted model, not a curated record. Lineage: Eukaryota; Rhodophyta; Florideophyceae; Gigartinales; Gigartinaceae. Gene Ontology annotation, biological process: homocysteine metabolic process. The transcript is spliced from 2 exons.
AUGUCUCCCUAUCCGAUCAACGUCCUCUACGGAACGGUGACCGGCAACGCGGAAGAAAUAGCCCGCCGCAUUCACAACGAGCUCCCGGGGAAGAAAUUAGGCCAAGGGCUUCUGUGCAGUCUCGAAGACUACGCGAACGUCCCUUCCUUCAACCAAGGCGGAAGCGACGGGUACGCGGUCGUGGUUGUCUCCACCACAGGUGAUGGAGACCCUCCCGAGACUAUUCGCCCGUUCAUGCGACUACUUCGCAAGAAAAAGGACACCGAAGUUUUGAAGCAGCUUCGUUUUACUGUCCUCGCCCUCGGCGAUACCAACUACGAGAACUUCUGCAACACAGGUAAGCGAGUCGAUAAAGGGCUUGCGAAGCUUGGUGCCACCAGGUUUUACAAGCGCGGUGAUGCAGACGAUGGCGUCGGACUUGAACUCGUCGUCGAACCGUGGCUCGAGGGAUUGUGGACCGCUUUGUCGAACGAGGUGGAAAGAAAUGCCAAGGAAGGUCCAGUUGAGAGAAAGAAUGUGGUCGAAGUUGAACAAAUGGCACUCGCCCCGCAAGAGAAAGACGAGGCUGAACUUGAAACAGUUGUGAAGGCUGUGACUGUGCAAGAGUUAGGGUUUGACGAGGCGAGGCUGCCAAAAGUUUUUCCUCCUAAACUCAAUGCUUCCGUCUUAGACGCUGGCCCGACGUUCGAGCCACCGACAUCCGUCAACUUAUCAUAUAAUCCAGACGUUGUCAGAUGUGCGUCUAUUUCAGCCGCGCAGUUGCUGACUUCCCCGGAUGCAGGUAAGAUUGUUUGGCAUGUGGAGGUCACUUGUGAUGAGAGCAAUUCCAUCAAAAAGAAGUAUCGCCCCGGUGAUGCAUUCGGUGUCAUCGUUGAGAAUGAUCCAGAUGAGGUGCAACGGUUUCUCAAAAUUAUCAGCGUGGACGGAGACUCAAUCUUGAAGGUCGUAAAAGACAGUGGGGAUUCCAUCGCUACGGCCCCUGUGUCUCAAUUUGCAGCUCAGCGCAUUGAUCUUCGUGCGGUUCCCAAAAAAUCGUUAUUGCGUUGCAUGUCUGACUAUUGCGAGGACAUCGACGAAAGGAAGGCAUUGCUACAUUUGUGCUCUCGAGACGGUAGAAAGCAAUACUCUGAAGAGCUUGUGUCGAAGAACAUGUCAAUUGUCGAGAUAUUGGAACAAAAGGCUCCUUCGUGCCGGGCUCCGAUAUCCUUAUUUUUGGAUCAGCUACCCUGUGUAGCUCCAAGAUGGUAUAGUGCGACCUCCUCUCCGGAACUAGAUGGCUCUGCCGUCCUGCAGUUUGCGUUUAGCGUUGUUGAAAAGGGCCUUGCAACAAAUUCACUAAGCAAAGCCUGUGAACAGUUCUUGAAGGGUCAGCCGACACGCCCCGUCUUGUUGAUUGCACGGGACUCUGACAGUACGAGUCAUUUCCGACCACCAGUCUCAAUGGAGACAGACUAUAUCAUGAUCGGUCCGGGAACUGGUGUGGCUCCCUUCCGAGGAUUUCUCCGGGAAAGAGCGGCCCGCGUGGAGAAAGAACAAGCACACACGCCAUUGAACAGUAAAACAAUUCUGUUCUUCGGAUGUAGAUACGCGGACAAAGAUUUUCUUUAUCGAGAAGACCUAGAAAAAUUGGAAGAGACAGGCAUUUUGUCGUCUUUAGAUGUAGCUAUCUCGCGUGGCGGAGCCAAAAAAGUGUACGUGCAAGAUCGCCUUAAGGCGCGGGCAUCUGAAGUGGCGGACGUUGUCAAGAACGGAGGGAAAAUCUUUGUAUGCGGAGAUGGAGGGGGUAUGGCCCAGAGCGUUCACCUCAUUCUUGGCGGAAUCCUUGCCGAGCACUGCUGCGAAGGGAAUGAGGAAGAAGGUAAGAGCAUGCUUCGUUCUCUAGCCGAAGAGCAUCGCUACGUCCGAGAUAUUUGGUACUACGGAGAGCACAAUCAGUGAAGCAUCCCUCGCAACGGGCGCUCUUGAACUCAGCAUACAUAUAGAGCCGGAUGUUUCGUUCGAAGAAUUAUUGUAGAGUGUUCCUUGCGUGAAUUCAAUGAAGUUUAGACAGCCUGCAAAUUUUUUAAUUUACUUACUUGGUUUCCGACAUAUCGAGACAUAGUGUUUCAAGUUUGCUCGAGAAUGCUUCUAUGCCUGACUACCCUGCAAAGGGCUGAGACGGACGUGCACUACUCACAGGCUUAUAUCUUACCGCAACGUAGGAUUCAGUCCAAGUACUUUUCCUCUUCUCAUAUAUAGCAUAUAUAACACGGUCGACGCGCUUUUUUAAAGAUGUAAAGUUCAAAUAUUAGUAUG